AUGCCCGCCCCUGUGGGUAGCUACAGGUACCUGGCAUUCAAGUACUGGGGAGACAUUGACGUGUUCGAGAAGGUGUAUCUAGACUCGCCUAGUGAGGUCACUGCAAGGAUAUUCACCAAACAUCUCCAGCGCGUUAUCAUUAACGUACUGAAUCUCCAGGCAACCACCGCUACGUCAGAGUCGGCCCAUUCAAGUGACUCACUCGUACGAGGGGUGUACUUCCUCGAACUCAAGUGUGGCCUCCAUCCGAACGCAUCUCUGACAUCUAUAACUGGUCUUGGUAAAUGGGACUAUGCUGGCAGGAAGCUCGUGGACUAUGACGGACCACGCGUGUAUCGACAAUUAUCGAGACUAUUGGCUGAAGGACUCCUCAACGAGCAUGUCCUCCGUAAGGCUCCUUGCCUGGACUCUCGUCACUCAGUAGAAGCUCAGUGGAGUACAACCUACAAGCAUUGGAUACUAUCCAUCGGAGAGGCCCAGUCGCCGUCCAGGCUCACCUCGAGGGUAUCUUCAGGAGGAGCGGCUCAAAGGGACAGGGCCAUGACUGAAUAUGAGUUCUUCCGUCAGUGGGUUCACAGCUUCCCAAAGCUUCGGUGGUCACCUAAGGAGAUCAUAGCUGGUCGAAAGGUCGUCAGUAACAGUGACGGCCUGAGUAUGACUCUGGAAGAUGCCGUUCGGUCCAGUCGGGGGGAGGUGAAGCUGGAUGUAGCUGUGUCCUUACCACAAGGGAGGAUAAUAGAAGCAUCGGUGUUAUGGCAAGUAGAGAGCGAUGAAGGCCUCCUCACGAAGCCCCUCGACCCGUAUAAAGAAUCACUCAAUUCUGAUAUACUUAAAUAUGCCGGUGGUAACAAACAAGAUUUCUAUAAGACGGCCAAGAGGAUGUGGUCGAGAGAGGUGUAUAACUACUACCAGCAUCUUUACAAUGACACCAAGAGGACGGAAAGCCUCAAUGUUCGAUCUGCUGAAUCGGUCCUGUGGACUCUGGCUAAGCUCUUUUCAUCUCCACCAGCAGCUGUAGCACGGUGCAUCACUGAUCUCAGAACUAUCGAUCAUGCUCUGGAGUCUAGAUGGCGUACUAGACUUAUACUACUCAACAGAGAGCCUCUCAUACGAGGCCUUGCCUACUGCCAGCAUCUUCUGUCGAAGAAUAUGGGUGCUAUGCUCCGCAGUACUCCACACUUCGCUGCUAAGAUUAACAACUCGCUCAAAGCAUUGGAUGAUGUAAUUAGUGAAGUUGUCUGGGAGAUGGUACAGGACGCUGCCGUCCGGGCUUUGCUGUGCAUCACUGUGGUAGACUUAGACCAGACCGUAGUUCAAAGCGAGGGGAUGCCUCUAUUCUUCUUGAUGGAUACGAGGGAGGUGGUCCCGGCAUCGGUCAUAUUCAAGUGCCGACAGGAAGAGGCAUCGGACAGGGCUAGCAGUGGAGGAGGAGGCCAGCGCCCUCAUAACACGUGUGAGAAGCUUAUUGCUCGAGACAGCCGUGGUGGGAAGGUGGAUACUGGGGAUGCUCCGGCACCUUCGCCUCCUCCUCCUCCUCCUUUCCCCCGAUGGAUUCACUGUGGUAGCACAGGAUCUGGUCUGCGCUACUCUGUGAUGGAUAUGUUCGAGGGCAUCACACUUGAACAGGAACUACAGGAUAUUAUAGAGGGCCGGCGCCCGCCUUAUACUCUGGGUGAAGCUCAGAGUGUUAUGAAGGCUCUCCUAGCUGCUGUGGAAGCGGCCCAUGAGGUGGGAGUAGUACACCGCAACAUCAACCCUAGUAGUAUAGUCGUGAUGGAGUACCAUGAGGCCAGCGUGUAUGGAGAGACAUCUACGGACGAAGAGAGUGAGCAGUCCCAUCACCACUACCACAGGCUGGUAGCGUUGAUGGAUUGGGCCGCUGCGACAAUAGAGGCUACACCGACAACAGAACACUCUGGGAAAACUCCUAGAGAGGACGAGAAAAAUAAAGGCCUGUCAGAGAGUAAAGCUGAUGAUAGCCAAGAAGAAGGGAGAGGUGGUCCUAUACCUGACUGGUCAUCUCUACUCAAAGUUGUGGGGUGGGUUGCACCCGAACAAAUCCAGAGAUGGGCGCAACAGUCUAGCUUUGGAAUAGUGACAGUAGGGGCUGUUGCCUCUGGACAUGCACUACCAACUGAGCCAUCAAGUGAUCCCCCCGCUACUGCCAACAAUGAUAAGUCCCUCGCACAUUCGCGGGCUCAGCCAACCACUGAAAUGGCCAUGGACGUUUACUCCUGUGCAGUCGUUCUGUCCCAAUGCUAUGGUGCUGUGCGCUAUGCUCAAUGCAAAGCCGAUGCUGAUAUUACCUAUUACAAGCCUAAUCUGAGAGCAACGCCGCUUCCACAGCUAGCACAUUGUGCUUCUCCAGUCACACUAGAGGACCAAGGACUCCUCAGAGUGAAGCAGCUUGUGGAGGCACAUGUACAGUCCCUCGACCAAGCACAGGAUCAGCUCGCCCGGGGAGUUUAUGGUCUGGAAGUGGUGAGGUCCCCAAUGCGUGCUGGAGGGGACAUCUAUAGACGCCUUGUCGUGGCUAUUGAUAAGUACCGCGAAACUCCUGCAUCUGAGCUGCAGUCUCAGAAGAGAGACAUCUGCUUCGGGUACCCCCAAGUGACCAGCGUGCUCCGACAGUCACUGCGCCCACGCUCUUCUGACCGUCCCGCAGGAUCCUGUCGUGGCCUCAAACGCUUGCUCUCUAUAGCUUUUGAUCGGGACGUCCUCCGUAUUGUGGAGACGUCAGCGCGGCUUAACCGUCGCGUGGUGCGGGACGGUCCGCCUCUGGUCCUACCGUGGAGCAUCAUUGCUGAUGAGCUCGGUGUGGGGCCUCUCAGCGAGGGUUAUAUACGCCGGUUAUUGAAGGAGUGUUCAACUCAGAAGAAGCUCAUCCUCUUUGGACAGGCGGCUUGGGCUGGUUGCAGUAGACUGUGUCGUAUCUUUAUGGAGGCUGGUGUGAACCCUUUCGAGAACCCAGCAGAGGAGUGUACAGCUACUGGAGCUUCGGAGCAGCACUCUGAGAUGAGUAGUGCAGUAGCUGUUGAUGAUGAGGCUGAUGGUACUUCUUCAGGCAGCGCCAUUUGUACAGGCUCGCUCACUCCUGUGCAGUUGGCCAUCAUGGCUGGGAGACUGAGCUGUGUCCACCUCAUGGCUUCUCAUGCGAGGCGACUCGGCCGGAUCCAUGUACCUCAUCUUAGACGUGACUUGUUAUCCAAGAGUGCGACGCCUAUGCUGGCAUCCACCAUGCCAACUAUCGUCACUGAGGGCUCUAUCAAGAGAGUAUCGCCUCCCACCCCACCAUCACGGACAGCAUGUCCAGCACCAGAGAGGUCCUCUCCUGGUCCAUCUAGGGGACCUCUUAAGUGUAUCGAUAUGAUACUGCCUCACAACAAGGGUGGUACGGCCCUACACUGGGCAACGACGCAGUGUCCGACCCACCUAAUAAAAGCUUGCUGUAGCAUCCUGUAUAAUACGGGCCAUGCCUCAGCCAACAUCACCAAUCACGAGGGUUUAACACCGCUGGACACUGCCGGCUGCAUAGCCGAUAAACCAUCACGAGAAGUCGUUUGGCGUUUCUUCCUAGAGAUAGGAUGCCGUACCGGGCAUGGGUCUCGAUUUAUGUGGCUCAGUCUACAGGAUCGAAUAGACAUGACCAUCCUCGCUCUCCUGUUAGCCUCAAUAGCCUUCGUAUCUGUUGGCUUCAUCACUAAUCAUUCCAAUGUUCCUCCCGAUGAAGCUGUAAAGUGGAUGUUUGGAUGUGCUCUGACUGUGCUCAUUUUGGUCCCUUUCAUGUGUAUGGUCCAUCGUCUUAGCCGAGCUGGGGCUGUGGGCCUUUGGUGGUUCCGACUCACCCACAGACACAGUCGGGCCUCCACUGAUUGCGGUGAUUGCCACGAAGAAGAGCCCCCUACAGAAGGGGAUGAGUGUAGCGGUCCUGCCAAGCGUUGUGCCCAUGGUGUUUUGUGAUCGCCCCGAUUUUGCCACUGAGUGUUGCAUGCAGA
This is a messenger RNA of Perkinsus marinus ATCC 50983, 3995 nucleotides long. RefSeq lists its product as hypothetical. Lineage: Eukaryota; Perkinsozoa; Perkinsida; Perkinsidae. The record is from RefSeq and is a predicted model, not a curated record. The transcript has 21 exons. The coding region runs from base 1 to 3960 and encodes 1319 amino acids.